AUGUUAAUUCUAAUAAUAAUAUUAGUAAUUAGUAAAGUAAUUAUCGCAGAUAAUGUUAACUUGACUGACCCCAAAGCGGAAAAACCUGCACAGCCUCAACAGCCUGAGACUAAAAUUAUAAAAAUCGAGCUAAAUGAUAGUUCAAGCAAUGCAAAUACCAAUCCAAGUGAUGGUAAAGGGGUACAAUUGGAGGAAAUUCACGAUAAAACCCAGUCAAAUACUAAAGAUGCUACAGUUACUCCUCCCCCAAACAAAGAGACUAUAGCAACAAUCACACUAAACAUUUCCAACAAUGAACCGAAGACCAUUGAAAUAAAGAAUGUUGACGCUCAAAAUACUCAAACAAUACAGAACCAGCCAAAACAAUCUGUACCGUUACAACAGCAAACUGUACCACCAGAUCAAGAACAGCCACAAGUCGUCGAAACGUUAUUUACUAAGAUAGCAAAGUUCAUAACUACUGAUUUUAGAUUUUUGGUAAAGUUUGGUGCUGUAUUGUCUUCGGGUUUGACCCAGAUGAUACCACUCAACAUUAUUUUAACGAUUAGAAAGAAUAAUUCGACGAGGAAUUUAAAAUGCUUAAACUUUGUCACUUCCGCCGUUUCUUCUCUUUCCUGGUCACUUUACGGCAUUCUUUCCAAAAAUAUCAUUCUCAUUAUAAGUAAUUUUCCAGGUUCGUUUAGUUCAGACAAUUACUCAAACAAAUUACACAGUUAUAUAUAUUUGAUUUUAUUAGUAAUUUUAUCUAAUUAUAUUUAUUAUGGAAUAAAUGUAAAAUGUGUAGGUGCCAUAAUCAAUUUGGUUGGUAUUUGGGUCUUUGUGAAGUAUUGUUCUGACCAGAAUGAGAAGUUCAUUUUGAGUGUUUCGUCCAAGAUCAGCUUUGUUCUUUGUCUUAUUUUACUUGUUUUAUAUUUCAUUUUAACCUCAACUACGUUUCUCACUGUAGUUGGACUAAUCGGAGGUACUUAUUUAGUGCAGACUAUCUGCUACUACUUACUCAGUUCGCUGUUGGCGAUGUCAUAUUUAUCACCACUCUUCUCAUUUAAGGAGAUAUUGGAGUCGCGAAACACAUCAACAAUGCCAACUGAGAUCUCCCUGGGGAACUUCAUCAGCUCGUUUUUCAUGUUCUGCUACGGGUUCAUCAUAUGGGACAUGCUCGUCAUCGGGCCCAGCUUCCUAGGAGUCAUCAGCGGACUCAUACAACUCACGCUACUGUUUCUAUUCCCGCACUCAGACCGUAUCAUCAUCUCUGAGGUCGAAAUACUGGAACAACCAAAUAACUUCAGAUCGAUGCUGGCCAUGGAUCAAGAAGUUUAA
Messenger RNA from Theileria annulata, 1317 nucleotides. RefSeq lists its product as uncharacterized. Gene Ontology annotation, biological process: carbohydrate transport. Gene Ontology annotation, cellular component: membrane. Gene Ontology annotation, molecular function: sugar transmembrane transporter activity. The transcript has 2 exons. Bases 1 to 1317 code for a protein of 438 amino acids. The record is from RefSeq and is a predicted model, not a curated record. NCBI's taxonomy places the organism in Eukaryota, Apicomplexa, Aconoidasida, Piroplasmida, Theileriidae.